UGGUUCUCAUCCUUCCCUCCUGUUGCUGCUGCUUCUGCCGCGACAGUGAAGAGGAGGAGACGUCGGACGCGACAGUGUCGCUCGCUGCUCAAACGGACCACACGGUUUUCCUCUAGAAAGUAGAAUAGAACAGUUUGCGGCUCAAACUAAGCUCUUUCUGGGCAACUUUAACGCGCUCCUGUUCACAGUUUAGAGGAUUUAUCUGGUGACAGACAGGUGCGCACUGUGCGCACAGAGGGAUGGGCAGACGCGAAGCAGACGGCAGAGGCGCAGUGAACACCAGCGACCGCUCCGAGGAGCUAGGUUGUCUCCAGAACGCCUCGUCUCACGGCCACCGAGCCCGGGACGAGUCACUGUCCCGGAGGCAGCUGGACAGACAGAGGCAGCCGGAGAGAAUGGAGGCGACUGUCGCCGCCGCCGCCACAUCCGAGCCCGUGGAAGUGAAGAAGCACCAGCACAAACACAACUUGAAACACCGCUAUGAGGUGAUGGAGACUCUGGGAAAAGGCACCUACGGCAAAGUGAAGAGGGCGCUGGAGAGGGCGAGUCUGAAGGCGGUGGCAAUCAAGUCAAUUCGCAAGGAGCGUAUCACUGAUGACCUGGACAAAAUUCACAUCCAGAGAGAGAUCGAGAUCACCUCCUCGCUCAGACACGCAAACAUCAUACGCUUCCACGAAGUGUUCGAGAGCCGGGAUAAGAUUGUGAUUGUGAUGGAGUACGCCAGCCGAGGAGAGCUGUACGAUUACAUCCAGGAGAGGAGGAGACUGUCAGAGACAGAAGCCAGAGGCAUCUUCAGGCAAAUCACAUCUGCCGUCCACUACUGCCACAAGAAUGGCGUGGUGCACCGCGACCUCAAACUGGAGAACAUCCUUUUAGACCAAGACUUCAACGUAAAGCUGGCUGACUUUGGCCUCUCCAAUCAUUUCCAGCGGGGCUCUCUGUUGCAGACCUACUGUGGAAGUCCUCUCUAUGCGGCGCCAGAGAUAGUGAAAGGGCUGCCGUACCAAGGACCAGAGGUGGACUGUUGGGCUCUGGGUGUGUUGCUCUACGCUCUGGUGUACAGCAGCAUGCCGUUUGAUGGCGCCAGUCACGCCACACUCACUGAGCAGAUCAGCCAAGGUCGCUAUCACAGACCCAACCCCCCCUCAGACGCCUGCGCUCUUAUCGACUGGUUGUUGACGGUGCGCGCGGACGAGAGAGCCACGAUAGAGGACGUAGCCAACCACUGGUGGGUGAACUGGGGUUAUGAAGAGAGUGUGUGUGACUGCCCUUCACCUCCGCACCAAGAGUGCCCCUCCCCCCUGCUGGCUCGCUACAUCGACUGGCAGAAUCGGGUCGCCACUGCCGGCAACAACAUGACGGCUGACGCGUCCUCGGCCCGGCGCUCUCACCACCACUUUUACUUCAGCCUACCUCUGAAGAGUGAUCGUGGUGCAGGGAGGACACGUGGAGGAGGGAUGUCGAGCCUCAGGAAGUCACGCAAGGAGAACGCAAUUCCCCAGACCGCACAGGGAGCAUGUGGGGCCGCUUGUCCCACAGCUGCCUCCUCUACUGUGGUCACUUCCACUUUUGAACGUAAGAAACCCAAAGGGAUUCUGAAACCCCAGUGGAGCAUUGACUCCGUGUUUCAGAGUCCUCCGAAGGAAAACUCUCCCUCCCAGCUGUGUAAUUCGUCUCCACAGACUUGUCGAACACAUGCACUUGCCCACACUCGUGCUGAGGUGCUGUCCACCAGCCUGCCGUCCCCCACAACAUUCAGUCAGCCCUCAUCUAAAAUGCCCAAAAAGGGGAUACUAAAGAACAUGUAUGGAGGGGAGUCUGCCUCAGAAAGAAGGGGCUCUGGAGUAGGAGUUAAAGAGACCGUUGCAGGAGAUUCGUGCACCUACAAACAGCACAGUCGCCUCCCAGCAGUAGAAGAUAGUCCCACCAUGCGCACGGAGGCAGUAAGACGAAGGAAGGGCAUUCUGAAACGUAACGGCAAGUUUUCACGCAGCCUGGACCUUCCCGAUGACCUCCACCUGUCGUCUCCCACUGCAGCCCCUGCAGUGUUCCCUGAGGCUUUGCAGCAGCUCCUCCACACCACCGGGGGCAUCGAGGGCCGACGUAGUCGACCCUCCAGUGUGGUGAGUGAGGACAGCAUCUUCUCUUCCGAUUCCUUUGACCUGCUGGACCUCAGCGCCCAGUCACGGCGCAGGAUUUUCUCUCGGGGGAAGCAGCGCAGCGCCGGCAGCUCGGAGGAGGAGCCUGAGCCGCUGACAGCCGAGGCGGACGGCGUCGCUGAAGACAGAGGCAGACGGAGAGGAGCGCUCACGUAACCCGACAAACAUCCACUUCUGCUGAGGUGAUCAGUCUCUGCUGAAACACACUGGGAAGGCUGAGGACACAAACUCUCUUGAGCAUUGUACUGUGAAGCACCAUGUUUUUCUGUGAUCGCCCAGUGUCUGUGGAACUGCAGAAAUGGCACCCGAAUGUGGCAGAAUUGACGGACUCUAACUGUGUGUUUACGAAUUUGAGUAAAGCCUGUUCCGCAAACCUUAUUGCAUAUGUCAAUUACUUUGGAUGACGACGUUACGUCUAAGAUACAAAGUUGGAAUCUUUCAACUCGUCAAAAUCGCUUGAUGCGUUUUCACCAUAGACCAUAUCUUUAAAAAAAAUGGACACAGUCUUCCAGUUUCCUACCUGGAACUAACACUAUAAUGAAUGGCCACCAGGGGGUGACUCUUGCUAAAAGAACUCCAUUUUAAUUGAAUCCUUAGGGGAAAAAUGACUUUUCACUUAAUUUAUUUCGUUGCUAAACAUUUUUCUGAGGAGUUAAUGGUUCGAGUCUUCUGAUCCCAUUGGGAAAUCGGCAAUAAAUGAUGGCACAGUUGAAACCGGGCAAAGUGUGUCGUGCAAACUAAAUGACCCAAGUCAAUCACUUUGAACGUCACGUUACGUUAAACGUGCAAAGUUGAAGUUUUUCAACUCUUGUCAUGACUGCGUGAUGCAAUUUCACCAUAGAUCAUAUUUAAAAAUAUUGACAUAGUUUCCUCCCUGCCACCAGGGGGCGACUUUGCUGGUUGUUGAAAUAACUCUAUUUGAAGUUUAAGGGAACAUUAGCAUUCUCAGCAUUUUAAAAAUUUUCCUGAAAAGUGAAUGCUCUCAGUCGCCACUUCGGCUCUUCUUCAAUAGCACAUUUUAUGUAAAUGAUGUGCUGGUUGAGGUGAUGGUGAGCACAAACUCCGCUCAACUCAACUGUUGCAAUAUUUCCACUCAACACAUGGCUGUCUUUAGCAUGUGUUAGCACAAGCUUAACAUUGCAUGCAGAUAUGAGGACAUUUGAAGCAUUUCUUAAUGUUAUGGUGUAUGAGGUACAUAGCUGUGACAUCACUUUGCUGUUAAAGCUGCCAGAGGUUGGCAGGAAGUAGCUUCGUAAUAACAUGGCAGUGACUGGAGACAACAGGAAAAAAAACAAAAAACAGAUUUUAACCAAUUUGUCACCUAAUAAAAUCUCAUGUUAGCUUGAGUAUACAAUAUCUGAAGCAUAUGUUCACUGGUUCAUGUUGCCAUUGUAUGUUUCUGUCCCUUUCCCACAGCAAGUUUGACUCAUAGGAUUAAGGAGUUGCUGGUCUACUGCUGCCCCAGUGGUAAGCGUGUGUUGCUAAAGACCAAAGUGACUGAAUAACACAACGGAAACUAAAUAAUGGAGGCAGCAGUGGAUUAACAGCUCCUGUGUUAUAUGAAUGGACUGUGGUGCAGGGAAAUAAGCAGUUAGCAGCUGUAAUCAGUGACAAACUAUCUGAUUACUGAGGUCAUUCAUUUGAAGACGUUUUCCAUUUCUUCCCAAAUCUGUUCUGGUCUUAAUCAGUGUUGGUUUUAAGUAUUGAAAUGUAUUUAAUUGGCUAUAUAACGUGAAGUAACCUGUAAUUCACGUGUCACAGGUGUCACAGAUGUGCUCUGGUACCGGAACAAAUCCCACCCAAACCGUGUGCUGCGUAUGAAUGUGUAAUAGGGAAGAGGCAGUGUUCCCCAAGCGUUCUAUACUUUGUAAAGAUGGCAAACUAUCACGUCACCCAAAUCACAUUUGUGCAUAAUCUGCAUAAACAGUAACACCUAAUGUCAAAAUUCCAGGCAUGCUAUUUGGAACGUAUUUAACUUUCUAGCGAAGGUUGGGAAUUAUUUUGCACAAAAAAAAUCUAUGGCUCCCAUAUGGGUCUAUGGGUAGAGUGUUUUACUGGUUUCACAGUGUUAUUGAAUACUGCAUAUUUGUACCACACAGUGCUAUUAUGGUGUGCACAAUGUGCUCCUUUUGCCUCUUUUGCUUUACUGUGACAUCACUGAUGCUGCUGUGGGCAUUUAAACAGAUGUGAGAAAAGAAUGAUCCUUUUGUUUUUGCUUUCUUUCUUUCUUUCUUUCUUUCUUUUUCCUAAAGUCAAUAAAUUAUGUCCAUCUCAAUACUCUC
Solea senegalensis (Senegalese sole) is the source of this 4441-nucleotide messenger RNA. Its product is annotated as NUAK family SNF1-like kinase 1. Gene Ontology annotation, biological process: intracellular signal transduction; protein phosphorylation; microtubule cytoskeleton organization. The record is from RefSeq and is a predicted model, not a curated record. The transcript has 7 exons. NCBI's taxonomy places the organism in Eukaryota, Metazoa, Chordata, Actinopteri, Pleuronectiformes, Soleidae. Gene Ontology annotation, molecular function: ATP binding; protein serine/threonine kinase activity; tau-protein kinase activity. Gene Ontology annotation, cellular component: cytoplasm. Bases 240 to 2315 code for a protein of 691 amino acids.